Molecule: messenger RNA, 3070 nt
Organism: Dermochelys coriacea (leatherback sea turtle)
Lineage: Eukaryota; Metazoa; Chordata; Testudines; Dermochelyidae
Product: gasdermin-A-like
Exons: 10
Coding region: 911-2110 (399 amino acids)
Biological process (GO): defense response to bacterium; pyroptotic inflammatory response
Molecular function (GO): phosphatidylinositol-4-phosphate binding; phosphatidylserine binding; phosphatidylinositol-4,5-bisphosphate binding
Source: RefSeq, a predicted model, not a curated record
UGGAGGCAGGAACGGAUGCAGAGCCGCAUGUGGAACAGGCUGUGACUGCUGGACAUUAUAGCUGGAGGCAGGUCUGUGUGGGACUCGUGGGGAAGCAGCAGUAACUGGGCAGGGAGCAACAGCAGACACACUAACUGGGUGCUGUACAAACACAGAACAAAUAAACCGAUGCUGCCCAAAGAGUUCAAACUCUAAAAGCCUGAUCAUGAGAAUGUCGAAGGAGUAUCAUAAGUGUGCACGCUGGUUCUCAAGCUUGCUUUUCACCUCCCUGCCCAGCUGGAGAGAUUUUUUUUUUCAUAAGCAAAUGCCCCUCACACUGCUUCUGCCAUCUGAGCCUGGGGGUAUUUUCACAUUGGAGGUCCAGUUUUUGCCCAUUUAAAGAGUCAGUUAAACAGUCUGCAGAGGGAAUGAGUUAUCUGUCUAGGUUCCUUUCUUAUAUGAUGUCACCCUAAAAGUAUAAAGUAUGCACAUAAUUUUGUAUAUACAACUGAUGGGGUUUAAAACAUGCAAUCCACAACUCCACUUCCGCCCAUCUGCUUCUCUCACAAGGCUCCAUACUGAGCAGUGCAUGCUGCUGGGGCCUGUAGUUGCUGUAGAUGACACCCUGAAGUGGCAUUGUAGAACUCUGGAGGAGGCACUUUGUCCAAGUCCACAGUACAGCCUCUGGGCCUGACACAGGACAAGCAGUGCGAAUCAGGAGUUUGCAGAAAGUUUGCCAAAAUGCUGAGAUGGAAAAAAACAAGAAGACCAGCUACUUGGAGGCAGAAUUGAAAGCAAAAAAAAAAAACCACACUCAGCAGGUCAGUUCAGGCAACCACUUCCUGAACUGUCACAGGAAGUACAGAGGAAUCCGUUUUGUUUUUUUUAAUUUCAACUGCUGAAAAAGGAAACUAUAAGAGGCCAUGCUGAGAUGACGAGAGACAUAGCUGAUCACACCACUAACAAACUGGUCUACCAAGUCUUCCGGCAGAGUGAUGUCCAGGAUUCACGCUCAAUCACUGUUAAGGAUUGCAUUGAUGGCACAGUAGCGUGGACUAUUAAGACGCCUGAUGACUUUGUGAGAACUGAAGUGACAGGAGCUGCCAGCACCUACCAAGGGAAGUCCAUCAAGGUGAAAAGAGUAGAGGUCAGCCCAGCAGACCUCACGUUGCUACAAGGAGAAAGGAAAAUCAACAUGGACCAUUCCUUCAUUGAGGGUUUAAGGAAGCGCAGAGAGAACUUGUACGUGAUCAACGAGGCUGUACAGGCUUUGGAGGAGACCACAUUUUCCAAGUCCAGUACCAUAGAAGGCAGCAUUCUGAAUGAGAUCUAUGUCCAUUUUUCAUUAAAGGGCACCAGAGGCAGCCAGAGAGUCAUAGUUAUCCCUAAGGACUGUGUCUUGGCAUUCAGAAUCAAGCCACUAAUUAUUCAAAGUGAAUCAUGGGGCAUUUCCCAUUAUCCAGAUGAUGAAACAUUUGUUGCAGAUGCUCCAACAGAGGAAUCCGAUUACUCCCCAGAUGGAGGAAUGGAAGGCCUGCAGAGAGAAGUUGAAAAGGAAUGUGAAGAGCUCUCACAGUUGUCCACAGAUCUGCGUGCCAAGUUCUUAAAAUCAAUCAUAGCCAUGAUAAUAAACAUCAACCUCUUGCAAGAACUCAAACUCAAGCUAGAAGAGGCUUUUGAAGAUGCUGAUAAAUGUGAACUAAAAAGUGAGAAUCCAGACUUGGAAGACUUGCUAAACACUUUACAGGAUUCUGCAGGAAACAUAAAUCUUUACCUUGCUGGGCCGGUUCUCUACACUCUUCAAGCACUUGAUGAGCUAACUGAGGAUCAGUUACUGCAGCUGGCACAGUCUGUGAAGAAGCAGAUUGUAUCCAAACAGCUUGAGCUGGUCAAGAGCAUCUUGAAGCAAGAUUUGCACCUGAAAGAAGCUUUCAUCCUGGAUGCCAAGCUGGUCUCCUCCCUGCAAGAGGAGGAACUGAACAUAACCAAGGCAAUGAUAGAGCUGGGUGGAGUAACGCUGCAGAGAAAUGGACCUUCUUUCACUGGGACUAGCGACCUGGCUGCUUUCUCAGCCCUCAGUGCAUUGUAUGUAGCCUUGUAUGCUUUACAUCUUCUGUCUAGAUCAGACUAGACAUGACACCUUUCCUCACAUUAGAAGGGAUGUCAAUAGAAAGACUGAAAAAAAGAUUUCCUGAGGUUGAUUAUGGGAAGUGAGUUUUUCUCUACAAAAAGAAUCCCCAAUUUUAUACACACCCACACACUGUAGCAACCUUACUUUGAUCUGGAUGAGACUCUCUUUAUGUCUCCUCAAUGCUGCUUCUAGAUCAGUGGGUGGGAGAAGGAGACUGUUGCAAGUUGCCUGGCAGCCAAAGGAAGUGAGAAACCAGAACCAAGAAUUAAAACAGGUUCUCUCACGAGAACCCAUGGCCCAGGAUGUCAUGAGCUUGUCUGCCAUAUUUUGGCAGAACCGGCCAAUAGGAGCUUUUGGGGGCGGGUUUGGGGGAGCAACUGCGGGCCAGAGCCAGGCGGAGCUGCUUGCACACCUCUGCCUAGGAGCUGGAUCUGGCGCUGGCCGCUUCAGGCACAGCGCGGUCCACGGUGCCAGAACAGGCAUGAAGCCUGCCUUUGCACCCCGGCUGCACCACUGACCGGGAGCUGCCGGAGGUACAUCAUCUUUAUCCUGUUUUUCUAGUUCUGAUAAGGUGGGUAAGGUAAUAUAUUUUAUUGGACCAACUUCUGUUGGUGAAAGAGACAACCUUUCAAGCUACAAGAGUUCUCCUCCAGAAGAGGAGCUCUGUGUAGCUUGAAAACUUCUCUCCUUCACCCACCAAAGUUGGUCCAAUAAAAGAUAUUAUCUGACCCACCUUGUCUCUCUGAUAUCCUGAGACAAACACAGCUACAACCCUACAAUUUUGUAGUUCUGUAAUUUUGAUUAUGGUAUUAAUAAAACUCAGUGUCUCUGUGUGUAUCAUCAAUUAUCUUCUUCACAUUUAAUCUUGAAGUAGCUGCCAAAAAACAAACCUGUUAUUAGUAACAAGUGCAUUUUGCACCCCAAAUUAAUUAUAAGGCAAUGAAGUCCAAACAAACUGAC